AUGAGCAGCCAGCCAGGGCAAGGUGUGCUGGCAUUGAGGAUUCGGGCAGCAAGACGAGAAGGGAAGGGUUCGGAAGGCACUGGCGAUGAUGGAGAUUCGCAGUGGUGGAUGAAGGCCUUGGUUGGCAGAGGCAGGCAGUCUGAUGGCAACAGGACGGCAGCUCAGCGACAGGACCAGUCGAAUAGAGCGGCAAGCCGGGUACAAGGGAAGAGGGAGGAACCCGUCAGACGGGGCGGAUGCAAGCAAUCUACGGGGAAUGUCGAGGUUUGCAAGAAUGCGACGGCUGUUCAGGUCGCCAGAGAAGGCUUCAAAAUACGAUACAAACUAUGGUUUGUCCAAGAAUCCUGCGGAGGGAAAGGUCGUCGUGCAUGCGGAGACGAGACGGGUAAGGAUUUGGUUCUGGUGGUGGGAACGAGGAGAAGCGUUGACUGGAUGUCCGGUCUCCUUCGUUUGGCGGGAGCCACGUCGAAGCAGUCAAAUGUACAGUAG
Histoplasma capsulatum G186AR is the source of this 489-nucleotide messenger RNA. RefSeq lists its product as uncharacterized. The record is from RefSeq and is a predicted model, not a curated record. The transcript has 6 exons. Lineage: Eukaryota; Fungi; Ascomycota; Eurotiomycetes; Onygenales; Ajellomycetaceae. Bases 1 to 489 code for a protein of 162 amino acids.